GGGUUGGCUGCCAUGGACCAAAGGUGGGAGCCCUUCAGCGCGCGUGCGCAGCGCCUCGAGGCAGUCGAAGGGGAGCGGCGGGGCUUUGUGGCGCAUGCGCAGUGGCGACUCCGGAGGAUCUCUCGCGAGGAAGGACGCCAUUAUCGCAGCCGCCCGACCAAACACCACGAGAAUUCGGCAAGGCAAACGGAUCAGAUUUGCAUGAACUGAUACAUCUCUUCAGGACCAGCGCUGCUGCCUGUUUCUGAAGGAUGACAGAACAGGAUUUAGCUGAGGUGGUUCAAAUUGCUGUUGAGGACUUGAAUCCAGAUCAUCCAGUUGUGUUGGAAAAUCAUGAUGUGACAGAGGAAGAUGUAGACCCACCUAUAAAGCGUCAACGGAUUGAAAUUAAUUGCCAGGAUCCCUCAAUUAAGUCGUUCCUGUAUUCCAUUAAUCAGACAAUAUGCCUGCGAUUGGAUAGUAUUGAAGCAAAGCUGCUAGCCCUAGAAGCUACUUGCAAAUCACUGGAAGAGAAACUGGACCUUGUCAUGAACAAGCAGCAUAGCCCUAUCCAAGUCCCCAUGGUGGCAGGUUCCCCGCUUGGUGCUACACAGACAUGCAACAAAGUGAGAUGUGUCGUCCCUCAGACUACAGUAAUCCUCAACAAUGAUCGCCAGAAUUCGAUUGUAGCCAAGAUGGUAGGACAGGAAGAGCCAUUGACUAGAUCAGCGGAUUCACUGGAAAACAUCCUUAGCACUGCUGUUCCUGGACGGAGGCAGAAUACCAUUGUUGUGAAGGUGCCGGGGCAUGAAGACAGCCAUAAUGAGGAUGGGGAGAGUGGUUCUGAAGCCAGUGACUCGGUUUCCAACAGUGGCCAGUUAGGAAGCCAGAAUAUUGGGAACAAUGUUACCCUUAUUACACUGAAUUCUGAAGAGGAUUAUCCCAGUGGGACGUGGCUGGGAGAUGAAAUCAACCCUGAGAUGCGGGUGCGUUGCCCCAUCACGCCAGCAGACAUGCUGCACAUUAGCACCAACUGCCGCACUGCUGAGAAGAUGGCGCUGACGCUGCUUGAUUACCUCUUUCACCGGGAAAUCCAGGCCAUCUCCAACCUUUCGGGGCAGGGGAAGCAUGGGAAGAAACAACUAGAUCCUCUCAUGAUUUACGGCAUCCGUUGUCACCUUUUCUAUAAGUUUGGAAUCACAGAGUCUGACUGGUACCGGAUCAAGCAGAGCAUAGAUUCCAAGUGCCGGACAGCUUGGCGGCGAAAGCAGCGAGGCCAGAGUCUGGCGGUGAAAAGCUUUUCAAGACGGACACCUUCCUCAUCCUCUUAUAGCGGCUCAGAGAGUGCUCAGAGUACCACAUCGGCACCAAAUGAAAUUCAGGCCAACCAGCCACAAGCGCUUCACUACGCCCUGGCCAAUGCCCAGCAAGUCCAGAUCCACCAGAUAGGAGAAGAUGGCCAAGUCCAAGUAGUAUGUAAGGGUCACCUCCACAUAGCCCAGGUGCCACAAGGAGAGCAGGUCCAGAUCACGCAAGACAGCGAGGGUAACUUGCAGAUACAUCAGGUUCACGUCGGACAAGAUGGCCAGGUGCUGCCGGGCGCUCGAUUGAUUGCUGUUGCCUCACCAGCUGAUCCUGCAGCUGGUGGCGUUGAUGGAUCUCCACUCCAAGGGAGUGAUAUCCAAGUCCAGUAUGUCCAGCUGGCACCUGUGACGGACCACUCAGCUGCUAAUCAAAGCACAGAUUCUCUUCAGUCAGCCAUCCAGCCGGAAAUGCAGAUAGACCACGGAGGCAUUCAGAUUCAGUGAAAUGGAGCCAGUGAGAAGCAGAAGCACCACCACCACCACCACCAAACUCCACUCCAGCCACCUUGUCUGGCAGCUGAAGAUCUUCUCAGCUUGGAGGAUAUUCUCCCUACCCUCUCCUGUACAUAAGAGUGUGAGCCAGCUCCAUUGAACUGAUUGUUUGGAACCCCCUCCCACAGGUCCUCAUAUGAAGGAGCUCCCUAGAAUCUGAUGUGCGGAUGAAGAGAACUGCCAUCGUUUUCACUCCAGUGCAAAAGACUCCUAAUGGACGUGGUUUAGCCAUACCUGAAAGAAAAAGAUGUUUUUGCAGAAGAUGAAAGCUAGCUAACCUUAAUUAAUCAAAAGAUUACAAGUGAAUUGAUAUGCCACCUUUCAUCUCCGUGACUCAUCCUUGUAAACGUCUCUAGAUACCUUAUCAGACUCUUGCCUGUCUUGCAGUACAUACCUUACCACACAGAAAGAAUCAAGAGUGCAAAUAUAUUUUGCUGUUGAAAGAAGAAUUUUUUAAUUUGCUAUGUUUAUAACGAGAGAGAGAGAGAGAGAGAGAUGGAUGUAUUUAAGAAAGAAAAUGGGGGGAAGCCCAUUAUCACAAUUGUUAGCUUUUUUGCUGCUGUUUUUUCUGUUUUGUUUCAGUGUAACCGAAAUUAAUUUUUUUAAAAAGGAAAAGAACAAAUUUCCAUACACAUACAACCCUUGCCUUUUUUGUUGAUAUUGUUGCUUAACUACUUUUCUAAAGAGGGGUUAACUACUAUCCAACACUUGUAAUUAUGCAUUUCUAAAUAAAUAAAUGUGUAUUUAUGAA
Messenger RNA from Podarcis raffonei (Aeolian wall lizard), 2586 nucleotides. RefSeq names its product BTG3 associated nuclear protein (gene BANP). The record is from RefSeq and is a predicted model, not a curated record. NCBI's taxonomy places the organism in Eukaryota, Metazoa, Chordata, Lepidosauria, Squamata, Lacertidae. Gene Ontology annotation, biological process: negative regulation of protein catabolic process; protein localization to nucleus. Gene Ontology annotation, molecular function: DNA binding. The coding region runs from base 252 to 1787 and encodes 511 amino acids. The transcript has 13 exons.